Dioscorea cayenensis subsp. rotundata (Guinea yam) is the source of this 837-nucleotide messenger RNA. Its product is annotated as transcription factor TCP7-like. The record is from RefSeq and is a predicted model, not a curated record. NCBI's taxonomy places the organism in Eukaryota, Viridiplantae, Streptophyta, Magnoliopsida, Dioscoreales, Dioscoreaceae. The coding region runs from base 60 to 704 and encodes 214 amino acids. Gene Ontology annotation, molecular function: DNA-binding transcription factor activity; sequence-specific DNA binding. The transcript has a single exon. Gene Ontology annotation, cellular component: nucleus.
CAAUCAUUACUCUCUCUUCAUCUCUCUCUCUCUCUCUCUCUCUCUCUCAUCCUGCUCCCAUGUCCUCCUCCGACCCUCCUCCGCCUCCUCGCCAGCUACCGGCGCCGGCCAAGAAAGCCCCAUCCAAGGACCGCCACAGCAAGGUCGACGGCCGAGGCCGCCGCAUCCGCAUGCCCAUCAUCUGCGCCGCCCGCGUCUUCCAACUCACCCGUGAACUCGGCCACAAAUCCGACGGCCAAACCAUCGAAUGGCUCCUACGCCAAGCCGAACCUUCCAUCAUAGCCGCCACCGGCUCCGGCACCACUCCUGCUUCCUUCUCCUCCUCUUCCCCUUCACUCCGCGCCUCCUCCACCAUCACCUCCUCUCCCGCCGCCCCUUUCAUCCUCGGCAAGCGUCUCCGCUCUGACGACGAAGACAAGGACGACGCCGUCGCUCAAGCCGGCAUGAGCGCUUUCUGGGCUGUUCCCACCCGCCCGGACUUCGGCCAGAUGUGGGGCUUCGCCGCCGCCGCCGCUGCCGGCGCUGAGAUCGUCGUCCCUCCUCGCUUCCCUUCUGGACCAGUCGGUGAAGCUUCCGCCGCCAGGGUCGGUAACUACCUUCCUAUGGCUCAAGGUCAUUUGAAUCUAUUAGCCUCUUUAUCCGCCGCCGCGCCACCUCCGGCCGCCACUGCCGCCACCGGCCGUCGAGAAGACGAACCACGCUGAUCUUUUUUCCAAAGUUAGGGUUUUGUGAUCUUGGUUUCCGGAAAAAAAAAAAAGAAGGAUCAAAGCUUUGGAUUUUGAUUGAUUGAUUGAUUGAUGCCCAUGUUGGUCGGUUGGUUCCUCUUCAGAUCAAAAA